AUGGUCGCAUCCAUCGCAUCGUCGUCGACGUCUCGCAUCACAAGGCAGCUCGGUGGGCUGCUCUUGUCUUCUACGUCUUCCUCUUCUCGCAUCGCAUCCACUCCCCGCAUCGCAAGCUCAACACUUGCCCCGCCAUCGAGCUCGCUGGCCAUCAUACGACACUCUCACGUCGGAAGUGCUCCACUCGACCUGCCAGCGUCCACGACGAUCGAAGUGCUUCCAUUUCCACCGCAUCCAAAUCCAUCUCGCCCGCUCCUGCCUUCUCUGCGACAUGCACGCUCCGUGCUCGUCAAGGGCCCCCUGGGAGAAGUCGUGGUUCCGUUACACGACUGCGUCGUCCUUUCGAAUUCCGACGCCUCAAAUAUCAGCUUGAGCAUCAAGGAUGCCUCUGAGAAGAAGCAACGCGGACUUUGGGGCCUCACGCGCUCGCUCCUCUUCAAUGCGCUCCACGGCGUAUCUGAAGGACACACGGUCUCGCUCAAGCUCGUCGGUGUAGGUUACCGAGCCUCGAUCGAGCCGGACCCUCUCCCUCGCCAAUCGAAACUCGACAUUGCACUCGCUAGCACAAAAUCGUUCUUCCUCUCCGACGCAGCUAAGCAGGCCGAAAUCGACCGAGCUGCACGCGUGAAGCAAGCUGCAGAAAAACAGGGUCCCAACAUGCGCCUUCACCUUCGUCUGGGUUACUCGCACCCCGUGUUGCUUCCUGUACCGCAUGGCAUUCAGGCACAGACGCCUCAGCCAAACAGGAUCGUGCUCAAGGGCGCAGAUAAGGAACAGUUGGGCUUGUUCGCAAGUCAGAUUAGGAGUUGGAGGAAACCUGAACCGUAUAAAGGAAAGGGGAUCUUUGUGAACGACGAAACAAUCAGGUUGAAGACGGCUAAGAAGAAGUAA
Molecule: messenger RNA, 891 nt
Organism: Mycosarcoma maydis (corn smut)
Lineage: Eukaryota; Fungi; Basidiomycota; Ustilaginomycetes; Ustilaginales
Product: mitochondrial 54S ribosomal protein uL6m
Exons: 1
Coding region: 1-891 (296 amino acids)
Biological process (GO): translation
Cellular component (GO): mitochondrial large ribosomal subunit; ribosome
Molecular function (GO): structural constituent of ribosome; rRNA binding
Source: RefSeq, a predicted model, not a curated record